Messenger RNA from Orbicella faveolata, 2236 nucleotides. RefSeq names its product eukaryotic translation initiation factor 3 subunit B-like. Gene Ontology annotation, molecular function: translation initiation factor activity; translation initiation factor binding; RNA binding. Gene Ontology annotation, biological process: translational initiation. The record is from RefSeq and is a predicted model, not a curated record. Gene Ontology annotation, cellular component: eukaryotic translation initiation factor 3 complex. Lineage: Eukaryota; Metazoa; Cnidaria; Anthozoa; Scleractinia; Merulinidae.
AUGCAGCGUUUUCAAAAAGCGAAUAUCAGCGACCCAGUUGUUCGAGCUUUUAUGGAAGGCGUUCGCAUCGAAAUACGCCUUCGAAAAAGUCACUUACGUCAGUCUUGCACCAAGCCAUUCAAUUGGGAAGGGUAUAACAUUUGUGUGUUUUUCUAUAGAUUGGUGAGCCUUACAAAGGACUGGGAGGCUCCCACAAAACAACCUUAUAAUGAACAGGAAAACUUAAGAUCUUGGCUUCUGGAUCCAGAUUGCAAUGAUCAAUAUUCUGUGAUUCAUGGGGGAGGAGAUAAAGUUGCCAUCAUGUGGAACACUCCUCAGGAACCCAUUCUAUCAAAGGAAAGAAUGAACUGGACUGAAACAUAUGUAAGGUGGUCACCUAGAGGAACAUAUUUAGCCACACUCCAUCACCAAGGUAUUGCCUUGUGGGGUGGGGAGGAAUUUAAAAGGCUUAUGAGGUUCAGUCAUCCAGGAGUUCAACUUAUAGACUUCUCUCCCUGUGAAAGGUACUUGGUGACCUUCAGUCCUCUGGCUGAUAAUCCUGAGGAUCCACAGGCCAUUGUUAUUUGGGAUAUAAGGACAGGAACUAAAAAGAGAGGAUUUAUGUGUGGAGACCAAUCUCAAUGGCCAGUGUUUAAAUGGAGUGCUCAGGGAAAAUUUUUUGCUCGCUUAGGAGAGGACAGCAUUAGUAUAUAUGAAACACCGUCUUUUGGUCUCUUAGAUAAGAAAAGCUUAAAGAUCCAAGGUGUUAGAGAGUUUGCCUGGUCUCCGACAGAUGAUGUGAUAGCAUUUUGGGUUCCAGAAGAUAAAGAUUCUCCAGCUCGUGUUACACUUAUGGAGAUUCCUAGCAGAAAAGAAAUCCGUGUUAAAAACCUGUUCAAUGUGUCUGAGUGUAAGAUUUAUUGGCAGCAAAAAGGAGAUUAUCUUGGUGUGAAAGUGGAUAGGUAUACCAAGAGUAAAAAGGGCCUGUAUUACAACCUGGAACUUUUCCGUGUACGUGAGAGGCAAAUCCCAGUUGAUGUUGUGGAAAUGAAAGAGGCUGUUAGUGCAUUUUCGUGGGAGCCAGGCGGUAGUAAAUUUGCUAUAAUCCAUGGAGAGAGUCCAAGAAUAUCCGCCAGCUUCUACAACAUGGAAAAACAAGGAAGUGUCUCGCUUCUAAAAACAUUUGAUAAGAAGCAAGUGAACAGUAUAUUUUGGUCACCUAGUGGACAAUUUUGCAUCCUUGCCGGCCUUAGAAACAUGAAUGGUGUUUUAGAAUUCUAUGACACUUCUGAUGUGGUCUGCAUGAACCAGGCAGAGCACUUUAUGGCCACGGACGUGGAGUGGGACCCUACUGGUAGAUUUGUUGCUACAUCAGUCAGUUGGUGGGCACACAAGGUAGAUAAUGGCUACUAUAUCUGGUCAUUCCAAGGGAAACUUCUUCAACGUCACGCUUUAGAUCAAUUCUGUCAACUUCUGUGGAGGCCCAGACCCCCUUCUCUACUCUCAGACACCGAUAUCAAGAAUAUCAAGAAGGACAUCAAGAAAUUCCAGCGAAUGUUUGAGAUCAAGGAUCGAAUGAGUCAAUCAAGAGCUUCGAAGGAGCUGAUUGAGAGGCGGCGGCGAAAGAUGAAAGACUUUCAGGGCUAUAGGCAAAAGAAGAACAACGAGUUUGCACAGCAGAAGGCACAGCGCUUGGAAUUACGUAACGGUGUUGAAACAGAUGAGCUUGAUAGCAACGCAGAGGAGUUUGAAGACGAAUCGGUGGAAUUCUUUAUUAAAGAAGAGAUCACCGAAGUGGAGGAAUAGUCCAAAGGAAUUGUCCGUCAUUUUCCCGCGAGCGAGAGAGCGCUACUUUGUCACGAGUGAAGAGUAAAGAACACAAAAAGAGUUAAUUGAUCCGAAAUAUUCCUGUCUCGGCCGGCGUCCGAUAAAACGACUGCAUUGAAUUUUGACCGAUACUUGCCAUUAUAUUAGCAAGAGUUUUGAUUAUAAUAUUUUCUUUGUAGUGCGUAGUUUUCUCAAAAAAUUGGCCGUCUCCAACUGCUGAUUUUUUGGUCAGAUAGACUUCGUUUUUCCAGCCUUAGUAGCAGCUGUAGGUUUUAAUUUUAGAAAUGACCACUAAAAGUUGUAGCUUCUUGCCGAAACGUGAGUUCCUCUUGAGGAUCUUGCACUGUUCGAUUGAAUUUACAAUUUUCAGACGAAAUCGUAAUUUGUUUUUCGCUUGUAGGAAAUUAAAAUGGAAUAUUAUGCGUUCAAA